This is a messenger RNA of Paramecium pentaurelia, 890 nucleotides long. The record is from the annotation of a GenBank genome assembly. Lineage: Eukaryota; Ciliophora; Oligohymenophorea; Peniculida; Parameciidae.
CAUGAUUUUAUCAUUAUUAAUACUUAGCAUAUAAACUGUUUAUGGUAGUGAUGACUAUGAUUAUACAUAGAAUGGUAAAGACUGGCCAAACAUACAUGAAUAUUGUUUUGGGAAACAAUUACAGUCCCCAAUCAAUCUAGAUAAUAAUUAUACUAAUACCAAUGUACAAUACAUAAUCAUUAAUUUAGGAAGAUGAUAUGUACUUUUUUCCAAAAUAUAAACCAACUAAAGUGAGAAUUACAAAAAACUAGACAACUCAUAGAAUAAUACCAGCUAAUGAUAGUGAUAACUUUGGUCCAUUAUAUACUGUUAAUUCUUGGUCAGAGAGUGUUGCUUAUGGAGGAAAAAUAAUAUUCUUUAGAAGUGAAGCUGAACAUAAAUUUAAUGGAGUUUAAUAUAAUUUAGAAGUUUAAAUUUAACAUACUAUGCUCUUUGCAACAAUUUCAAAUAGAUCAACAGUCUCUGUAUUUUUUAUUCAAGAUGAUGCUGCCCCAAAAAAUCCAUUUUUAUAAACAGUAUUAAUCAUAAAUAAUAUACAAAGGUUAUAGAUAAUUAUAAUAAAGAAGAUUUUAUUUUGGAUUUAGGUGAAUUGAUAACAUCAGCAUUUUCUAUCUAACCUUAUUAUUUAUAUGCAGGAUCUUUCACUUACCCAGAUUGUACAGAAAGAAAUUCUUGGUACAUUUUUGAAAGACCAUUCAAAGCUCCAAAUUCUUAACUUUCAUUUUUCUACAAUUUGUAUCAUAAUACUGAUAUUUUUCCAAAUGGCAACUAUAGAGUUAGUAUGAUAAUUGUAUUUAUAUUUUAGUAUAGGACAGAAAAACAUCAGCUAAGAAAGUCAAAGUAUUUUAUAGAAAAGAUCCUUAUGCUACCUCAUAGGAGGAAUAAUGAAA